Molecule: messenger RNA, 867 nt
Organism: Rodentolepis nana
Lineage: Eukaryota; Metazoa; Platyhelminthes; Cestoda; Cyclophyllidea; Hymenolepididae
Source: the annotation of a GenBank genome assembly
AUGAACUCCAUUAUGAAUGGUUGGUUUUCUGAGGUUUCCGACAGCUUCCCGGGGCAAGCCUUUAGCUUAAAAGUCAGGGAAGUUCUUUUCGAAGGUCAAUCGAAAUUUCAAAAUAUCCUUAUUUUUGAAAGCGAAAAUUAUGGUCGCGUACUUGUCCUUGAUGAUCACAUUCAGCUAACUGAGCGUGAUGAAUCGUUCUAUCAGGAGAUGAUCUCCUACAUUCCAAUCAACGUUCACCCGAAUCCUCGACGAGUUCUGAUUAUUGGGGGUGGUGACGGAGGUGUUGCAAGAGAAGUAGUUAGACACUCCUCGGUUGAACACGUCGAUCUUGUUGACAUUGAUGGAAUGGUAAUUGAGACUGCUCGAAAGUACCUCCCCUUCAUGGCUACUGGUCUCAAUGACCCCAAGGUCACGGUUCACGUUGAUGAUGGAUUUGCCUAUUUGAAGAAGCGCGCUGCCAUGACAGAAAAAUAUGAUGUCAUCAUUACUGAUUCAACCGAUCCUGGCGGUCCAUCAACACCCCUCUUCAAUCAGGAAUACUUUCAAUUGCUUAGCCAAGCUCUGAAUGAUGACGGAAUCAUUUGUAAUCAAGGUGAGACCCUUUUCUUGGACAUUCCAGUAAUCAAGCAAAUGAUUGGAUUCUGCAAGGCAGUCUUUCCAUCUGUUGGCUACGCCUACAAUAUCAUUCCAACCUACACAUCUGGCCAUUUGGGCUACGUCAUCGCCUCUAAAACGAAGAACGCCAACUUGCGUGAUGCUAUUCGAGAUCCACCAACGAAGUGCAAAUUCUACACAAAGGAAGUUCACAAGGCCGCUUUCUGUCUCCCCAAGUGUUAUGAUGAUGUGAGUUCUAUUCUUUUGUUUUAA